CCCAGGGAGCUAGUCAAACAGGAAGAGCUGAUUUCAAAUUGCAGGCUGUCUGCAGGAAGAGGCAGAAGGCUGCUGCAGGGAAACAGGCACUGCCUGGGGAAAGCACGAACUCGAGGUGCGCUAAGGCUGCCUGCUCCAGCAAACUGCGGGGAGGAGGACUCCAUGGCCUGAUCUUGAGCUGCCAAGAUGUGUCGGCUGGAUCAUCUGGACCCCGUCAGCACUCAGAAACUCUUGAUGAAAACAGGACUCAUCCUGAUAGUCAUUGGCCACCUGAACUUCAUUGCCAGUGCUCUGGUUCAUGGAACGGUGCUGCGCCACAUCGCCAACCCUAAGGAUUCCAUUUCGUUGCAGUAUGCCAUCUCCAACAUCAUUUCAGUGACGUCGGCCAUGCUGACCAUCUCUUGUGGAAUAGCAGCCAUUGUGCUCUCCAGAUACAUGUACCGGAAAUCGCUGAAAUGGGUGGUGUUCUCCCUCAGCAUCAGCAGCUCUUUCCUCUCCUUGUUCUGUGCGGUGGGGCUCGCCGUCUCCAUCGUCCUCACUUUCGUCAACAAUGGGCGCGCCCUGCUGGCCAUGUGCACUUUUGCCGACGUGGACUUCAUCCAGAUUGUGCAUGAGUGUCCCUUCGAUCCCACUCGGGUCUACAGUUCCACGCUGUGUCUUUGGGGUCUUUCGUUCCUCCUGGAGUCUAUAGAAAUCAUCUUCAGCAUCCGAUGCUUCCUGAUCCUGCUCCAGCUCCUGAACCUGAAGCUUUGCCGCAGAAGGGCUCGCAAGAAAAAUGUAACGCUGCAGUUUGUCAAAGCUGAGAGCCGAGAAGUCUGUGAGGGCCGUGAUCUCCUGAGCCGAGAUCGAGUGGAGACCGUGUGGCUCUAGCACCAGCAACACCAGGCACUGACCGCCCCAGGCAGACUCUUCUGUAUUGACUGCUCUUGCUCCUCUGGGUCUGGCAGGGAAGAUGACCUGCAUGAUCUACACGUUGGAUGCAGCUGCCGGCGUGGCUGGGCUAGAGGCCUGUAUUUCCACAUUCCCAAACCUUUUCCUGAUAUGAUAAGUGCAUGGAGGCUGGUGCUGAGAAAUCUGUUCCAAGCAACUCUGUUCAAGAACAAAGGGAGCAGCUGUGCCCAGAUGUGGGAACUCCCAACCUGGUUCUCAGUAAGCAUCUGAAAUGACUGUGCAGGCCAUUGCACUGAGGACAACAACAGAAAAACCCUUUAUUUUGAAGGCGUGAAAAAGAACCAAGCCCCACAAUUCCCACCCUGAUGCGCACUCCCAAGAUGGCUGGAUCGAUAGCUGCAGUGCCUUUCUCCAGACAGCUGGGCCAAGGAUGCUGUUGACUUUUUUGGAGGUAGAAAAGCUCCAACCAGGUGAUUGUGAAAGAUCUGUGGGGCAGGGGGCCCACACUGCAGUUCUGCAAGCUUCAAGCAGUAGCUGAAUCAACCAACUGCAAGGGGCCAAUUUUAAUUGGAGUGGCUUUGGGGGAGGGGUUGAAGUUUGUUUCUGUAAGAGGGAAUGGAAAAGGAAACAGCAAAUCCAUCCAACUUAUCAUUCUGAUAAGAAGCGAUACUUGUUUGUAAAAUAGUAAAGAACCCUAUGCUGCCUUCA
Molecule: messenger RNA, 1599 nt
Organism: Sphaerodactylus townsendi
Lineage: Eukaryota; Metazoa; Chordata; Lepidosauria; Squamata; Sphaerodactylidae
Gene: TMEM54
Product: transmembrane protein 54
Exons: 6
Coding region: 187-870 (227 amino acids)
Source: RefSeq, a predicted model, not a curated record